GCAAAUAAUAAACAUAUUCAGCCCCGCUCCGGAUACCUUCGGGGCUGUGAAACAGCUUCAUGAUUCUAACGUUUAAUCCACACUAGGAGAGCACCAUGGACCUCCACAAAAUUAUCCACGAUGCACUUCACGAGUUCAUCCAGGCAUUCAUCCCUGAUGCAGAUCUCAGCACAUUGGAUGAAGUUCUUCUUUCCUACAUCACUGGAGUCUUGGAGGACCUUGGCUCCCAGGAGAGCGUGGAAGAGAACUUUGAUGUAGAGGUCUUCGCUGAGAUGCUGGAGGCCUACAUACCUGGUUUUGCUGAAAUUGACAGCGUCAAAGUCUGUGAAAUGAUGUUCAACUUGGCUUCAAAACUAGCCUCAGCUCGAAGCUCAGAAAAUAGUGUGCCUAAGGCGAGGACAAAUGAGAUUCCAUUGAAGCUCACAGCCAUGUCUACUGGACCACCAGCAGCCAGGGAUACACACUGCCUUAAUACACAGACAGAGGGCGCCACUGCAAAUGUGCCACUGUCAGAGUGGGAGGACCAGGAACAGCACCUCCUGGAGAUGUUCCCCAAGUGCAGCCUGUCAGAAGCACGCAGUGCUCUGUCUAUUGCCAAGGGAGACAUGGAGGAAGCCGUGCGCCUUAUUAUAGAAGGAGACGUCCAACUCAGUCCCUCCCCUCUCAAUGUGAGCCAUGGCAAGGGUAUGUCCUCACUGGCAGACCAGAAGAUGAAAGAGGGCAUCCUUGAGAAGUACAUGCUUGUAGACCGGGAAGAUGAUAAAAAAACACACCGGCCUGUAGCCCCUAAAGAUGCCCCAAAGAAACUAGUUCGAUACCAUAGUAAUCAGGUGGUGACCACGAAAGGAGAGCGAUAUCAGCUUGUGAAGAAAGAAGAGGCUGAUGACAUGAAAAAGACAUAUGUCAGCCUAAAACCUGCACGAAAGUACAGAUUCCAUUGAUGACCCACACCAUACUUGGAGCAGCUAUUGAUUCUAUAUUGUUUACAUAGUUAUUUUUAACUUAUUCAUUAGGUGUGGUCUGACUUUUUAUUUUCUAAAUAUAUAUAUUUCCUAAGGAAGACAUUUUUGUUAAAGUACGCUAUAUGGCCAAAAGUAUGUGGACACUUUUAUGGUUUUGACUAUUUGGUAGAUGUAUAAAAUCAAGCACACCGCUAUGCAAUCUUCAUAGACAAACAUUAGCAGUAAAAUGGGUCAUAUGGCAGAGCUCCUUGACUUUUGACGUGGCACUGUUACAGGAUGCCACUUUUCCAACAAGUCAGUUGGUCAAAUUCCUGCCCUGCUAGAUCUGCCCCAGUCAACUGUAAGUCUAUUAUUGUGAAGUGGAAACGUCUCGGGAGUAACAACAGCUCAGGCCACUUGGUUCCAGUGAAGGGAAAUCUUAAUUCUACAGCAUACAAUAACAUACUAGAGAAUUGUGUGCUUCCAACUUUGUGGCAACAAUUUGGGGAAGGCCCUUGCCUGUAUCAGCAUGACAAUGCCCCUGUCCACAAAGAGAGGUCCAUAAAAGAAAUGGUUUGUCAAAUUAGGUGUGGAAGCACUUGACUGGCCUGCACAGAGCCCUGACCUCAACCCCGUCCAACACCUGGAUGAGUUAGAAUGCGGACUGUGAGACAGGCCUUCUCCCCAACAUCAGUGCCGGACCUCACUAAUUCUCUUGUGGCUGAAUGGGAGCGAAUCCCUGUAGCUAUCAUUUAAAUUGCCUGCAAAUACCCAAGAAUCAUGAAAUAAUACACAAAACUUUGGCGGGUUGAGGAUUAAGCUAUGUUGGAGAGACACCCCAGCACAAAAGUCAAAGGGAGCCAUCUCUCACACUGAGGAGAGAAGAGCUGAGCGUCUUUAUGGUUCUGCACAAUAAAGACGCCUAACAUGUUAAGCCCCUUGGCACUUACUUAAAGACAAUCAACCUAUAGAAACACUCAUGCAUACAGUAGGGAGAACUAAGAGUCAGCAGUACAACCCAAGUAUUGCUUUCUUCAGAAACACAGGAAAAUAGAAACAAGACUCGGGGCCUCUCCAAGAGCUCUAUGUGUGGUAUGACAGCACAUGUCUAUCUCCUGACAGCACAUAACACAGGCAUAAAAAAAAAACAUGUGCAUAAAGAAUAAGUGAUAAAUCUUAGUGUUUUGUGUUAAUUUUCUUCCACAAAGCCAUGUUCCAAAAGCAUAGGGGCACCAACUCCAUCUUAAUGCCCCUGGUUUUAGGAUAAGAUGUUCAACCAGCACGUGUGGAUGUGAAGUCUGAGGGUCCACAUACUUUUGGCCAUGUAGUGUAUUGUCAGUGGCUUAUUUAGAAAACUUUUUACCGACCGUUAUCUGCCUUGGUUGAGAACGCCACGUUGCAUCCUUUUGUGAGUAUCAUGGUUCAUUUAUGAUUGGGUUGUUGCUAUUUUAUCAUGGUUUUUUUUUAGGUUGUGCGUUUGUGUAACAACCAUGUAUACGUUUCUACUUUUUGCCAUCUCAGCAGGGCUGACAUUGCACUGAUAUUUUUUUCCUUGUUUUACAUUUCUUUGUUGUUUUUUUUCGUUUUUUUUUUUAUUUUUAUUUUAUUUUUUUGCUCUUUAUCUCAAAGUGAGGUAUGGUAUAACAUUUCAAACAUAAUGUCACACAGUUUAUAUGUAUUUUAAUGACAGCUAAUUCGCUCAAGUCUAAUGACUAGUAUGAUAAGAAAAGUUGCUACAGAAUUUGUUCCGAUUUGUUUAAAGUGAUGACAACUUUAUAUGGCCAUGCUUUGGACACGCAUGUAACAUAUGUUUAAUUUAAAUGAUAUUUGCAUACUUUUAUUCAUGAUAAUUUUUUUAAUUGAAAACUAGCUGAGAGUACAGUAAGUCACAUGUUUUCUACAAGAAUGUUAAGAUGUGCACAGCAUACCUGUAUAUCUUUGAUUGGUUGACAAUCACUUGUUUGGGUUCGAAAUGGUUUUAGAUUCAGCCAUUUUCUUGUUUUUGGUCACAAGGGGGUUAUUAUAUACAUUUUAGAAAAUGUCCCAAAAUUAGUGGUUGAAAUGAAGAGAUGAUUAGAAUUGUUGCUAUGCACAUGCAAGAGGCUCAUAUGCAUCUCUGAAUGAAUGAUUUAUUUCUAACAUGUAAACAAGCAGGAUAUAUAACAUGCAGAUAAACCAUUGCCAAUAAUCUGAAGUGAUCAAAAAAUCCAUACAUCAAACUUGGUGAACAAAUCUCCAUAUGCAUUAUAUUAUUAGUUAUAGUAUGUCCGGAAAGGAGUAGGAAGAAGUAUACAUUUAUUUUUUCUUUGCGUUAAUUCAGCUACUAUACAGUUGAAACCCAGUUCCCACUGUACAGUAUAGUUCAAAUUCAAUGCAAGUUGUGCUGCACAAUACAAACUCAACUACUGUGAACAAUAAGAGAAUUUUUUUUUAAAAAAAACACCUGAAGGAGGGGGAAAAACGCAUCCUAAUGUCUCUAAACUAACAUUGGUCAUGAAUUAAUGAAACUCAAGGAGUUUUAGGCCAUUGGUGUAUGUUCUCACAAAAAAGGUGAGUUCCCAGGUUUAAUGUAAGUGAACAGACCUUAUUCCUGAAAAUACAUUGAAACCAAUGGAGAAAGUCUGUUAGGUAGAACAGAGGAACGUUAGGAGCCUCUUGCAUGUUUGGAACAGAAAUUAUAACGUCUCUAUUUUAACUACCAUUUUUGGCCAUUGUUUUACAGUUUAAUUCAAAACAGUACUCCCUUGUGACAAGAAAAAAACCCACUUUUUUCAGUCGGAUAUUUUGAUCAAUUUUGAAAAUUCCUUCUGAAUUGUGUUCAGGGCUCAGAGAAAACGUGGGCCGAGUCCAUUUGAAAUUUCUGUUAAAGACUUAAAUGGGUUAAUACCAGCAGUUUCUUUUUGUGUAAGGUCUUAUGGGUAUAACCAGUAACUACUUUUCAUGUAGAUAAUGCACUUAUUCAAACUUUCAUUUAAAUGUUAUUUUCUCAUCACACAUAAAUGCACAGGGGGCAUGAAAUUGUGCAUAUGGAUGAGCUUGUCCCCUUAGUUGCGGGAGAGAUUUUCAAAGUAUUCAAAGUCAAAUUAAGCUCGGUCAAAUAACAUCUUUAUUUUCUAUAUAGAUGUCUAGAUUUUCAAGGUUUAAAAAAAAAUAAAUGUUGAGAUUUCUUGUGAGGAGUGCCUUUGGGCACUCAUCUGCUCCAUCUCUGUUCUCAUUGACUUGUCUUUGCUUGUGGUUUGUUGAUAGGGAUUUAAAAUAUGACUGGAUUUUGGGAUAUAUAACUGUACAUUAGCUUAAAUUGGUUAAGAAAAUUUUACAAAGUUAUACUGUUUUUGUUUUUUUUGUUUGUUUGUCUACAUUUGUUUAGUGUGAAAUAGAGCAUAUUGUUUUUGAUUUGGUAAGGUAAAGAAUAGUUUUCCUUAGUGUAAGUAUCAUACAGCCAAGUGUUUAAAAGGUAUGUUGUUACUGAUAAUUACUGCUGUCAUUAUCGGCUCCAGUUGUCCUAAAUUACUGUUAAGUGAUAUGUGGUUACUGUGAAUAAUUUACCAUUUGACUCAGAACUAACGAGUAUUGACAGCUCAGACCUCGCCUUGAAAAACAAAACUUGUUGCCACACAAUUUAUAGUAAAUAAAUGCUAAUUUUUGUAGAUUA
Molecule: messenger RNA, 4593 nt
Organism: Lampris incognitus (smalleye Pacific opah)
Lineage: Eukaryota; Metazoa; Chordata; Actinopteri; Lampriformes; Lampridae
Gene: cuedc2
Product: CUE domain containing 2
Exons: 9
Coding region: 96-941 (281 amino acids)
Source: RefSeq, a predicted model, not a curated record